CGGAAGUAGGUGUGUGCUAACGGAAAGGAGCAAAGUAAGCACACAUGAAGACAACCUGACGCUAACUCUCCGACCGUUACGACUCGGGUGAGACAGGUUUUGGUCUUGUUUCCAGCAGAGCCACAAUGUCUCCUGAUGAGCUGGUGUACUUAGGAAUACUUGCAGCCUCCAUUCCUCUGGGAUUCCUUUUCCGAUACUUCAGUCCUCCAGUAAAGCAGGGGGCAGCGUGUCUUCUGGGGGUCCUCAUCACCGUGGCAACCUGUCACGUCCACACCCUCCACUCUCUGCUGACGGUGGUGGGAACAUGGCUGAUCGUCAAGAGCAGCUGGAGGCUGGCCCCUGGACUGAGUCUCUGCUGGACCUUCCUCUACCUCCUCUUCUUCCGCCUGGUCACAUGGUUUGGUCUGCCCCCGCCCACGCCCUUUGCCAACGCCGUGCAGCUCCUCCUCACCCUGAAGAUGGUGAGCCUGGCCAACGAGGUGCACGCCUUCCACGCCAACAACAAACAGGAAGCCAGCGCCUCCACCAAGUCUUCUGUGAUUGGUUGUCUGUCCAGAGAGCCCUCGCUGUAUGACGUCCUGUCCUACGCCUACUGUUAUGUUGGCAUCAUGACAGGCCCCUUCUUCCGCUUCCAAACGUACUGGGAUUGGUUGCAGCAGCCCAGUCCGCUAGCGCUGCCCGGCUGGGCGCCCUGCCUGCAGCGGCUGAAGCCGGUGCCCGUGUUUGGCGCUCUCUUCCUGGCCGUCAACGCCGUCUUCCCUCUGGCCUACGUCCGCUCCGACCUCUUCCUGGACCACAACUUCUUCUUCAGGUUCUUCUACAUGGUGGCAGUGUUCUUCAUGUUCAGGAUGCGCUUCUACGCUGCCUGGUGCAGUGCAGAGGCCGGCUGCAUCAGUGCUGGACUGGGCUGCUAUCCUCAAGGAGCUCACUGCAAACCUGGGGGAGGUCCCACUGUCUGCUACAGCUCCAACGCGUCCGAAGAGGAAAAGUACGACUUUAAAACCAUCCAGAACAUCGACUGCUACAACACGGACUUCUGUGUGAAGGUGCGGCACGGCCUGCGCUACUGGAACAUGACGGUGCAGUGGUGGCUGCAUCACUACAUCUACCCCAACGCACCCUUCAGCUCCUACACGCUCAGGGCUGCAUGGACCAUGUUCAUCAGUGCCUACUGGCACGGCCUCCACGCCGGCUACUACCUGUCCUUCCUCACCAUCCCGCUGUGCAUCGCCGCAGAGUCGGCCAUGGAGACCUCGGUCCGAGUGCGCCUGGGUCCUGCAGGCCAGGCCCUCUUUGACCGGGUGCACUGGUUCCUGAAGAUGCGGGCCUACGACUACAUGUGCAUGGGCUUCGUGCUGCUGCAGGCCUCUGACACGCUGCAGUACUGGUCCUCCAUCUACUUCAUCAUGCACCUGCUGGCCCUGGCCUGCAUCCUGCUGGGCUCCGCCCUCAAGCCAGGUAGGAACCCAGACCCUCACCUCAAAACCCACUGACUUUUCUUCAUCAAGCUCAGAUGAACAUUUUUACUCCAAAUGUUGACUUUGACUAUUUCUGUGCUUUUUUACACGCCAUUCCACCCGAGCAGUGCCAUUUAUUCAACAUUCUCUUUGAUUGAUGUGCAACACAAUAUUUAGACUUCCAUUUAGCAGCUUCACAAUGUUAGCAUGAUAACAUUUAGCAUUUACCAAGUUUUAUGACCAAGGUGCACAGCGGCUAAAUGGACUAAAAAAAAAAAAAGUUAGCACAGUUAGCAUUUGUCACAUAUGAAAUGAUAUAUAUGACUGAGGUGUACAAUGGCAAAAACAGCUAAAAAGAGUUAGCAUGCUAAUUUUAGCAUGCUAACAGUUAUGUGUUAAGUAGCUAGAUAUAUGGCUGAGGUUUACGGCUGCAAAAUUGCCGCAAAAAAACAAAAACGUUAGCACGCUAAUGUUAGCAUGUGUCACGUAGCAAGGUAUAUGACUGAGGGGUACGGCGGCAAAAUUGGCUCAAAAAAAGUUAUUAGAGUUAGCAUUUGUCAAAUACCAAAUGAUAUAUAUGACUGAAGUGUACAACGGCAAAAUCAGCUAAAAGGAAGUUAGCAUGCUAACAGUUAGUAUGUGUUAAGUAGCAAGAUGUAUGGCUGAGGUUUGCGGCUGCAAAAUUGCCAAAAAAAAAAUAAGUUAGCACGCUAAUGUUAGCAUGUGUCAAGUAGCAAGGUAUAUGACUGAGGGGUACGGCGGCAAAAUUGGCCCAAAAAAAGUUAGCAUGAGUAUGCUAAAAGUUAACAAGUUAUAUGACUGAAGUGUAUGGCUGUAAAUUGGCUUAAAAAGUUAACAUGUGUCGUGUACCAAGUUAGAUGACUAAGUUGUACGGCAGCAAAAUUGGCAAAAAAUAGUAAUACAAUUUUGGCAUUCUAACAGUUGGCAUGCGCCAAAUAUCAGGUUCUAUGUCUCUGAGGAGUACAGCGGAAAAAUUGGCCCAAAACAAAAAAAGUUAGCAGAGUUAGCAUUUGUCAAACACCAAAUGAUAUAUCUGACUGAGGUGUACAACGGCAAAAUCAGCUAAAAAAAAAAAGAGUUAGCACGCUAAUUUUAGCAUGCUAACAGUGAGUAUGUGUUAAGUAGCAAGAUAUAUGGCUGAGGUUUACGGCUGCAAAAUUGCCAAAAGAAAAAAAGAAAAAGUUUGCGCGCUAAUGUUAGCAUGUGUCAAGUAGCAAGGUAUAUGACUGAGGGGUACGGCGGCUAAAUUUGCAAAAAAGUUAGCAUGAGUAUGCUAAAAGUUCAUAAGUUAUAUGACUGAAGUGUAUGGCUGUAAAUUGGCUUAAAAAGUUAGCAUGUGUCGUGUACCAAGUUAGAUGACUAAGUUGUACGGCAGCAAAAUUGGCACACAAAAAAAAUGUUAGCAUGCUAACAGUUGGCAUGCACCAAGUAUCAGGUUGAAUGACUCUGAGAAGUACAGCGGCAAAAUUGGCCCAAAAAAAGUUAGUAGAGUUAGCAUUUGUCAAAUAUAUAUAUAUGACUGAGGUGUACAGCGGCAAAAUCAGCAAAAAAAAAAGUUAGCACGCCAAUGUUAGCAUGCUAACAGUUAGUAUGUGUUAAGUAGCGAGUUAUACGACUGAAGCGUAGGACGACAAAAAAGUUAGUAUGUUAAUAUAAGUAUGCUAAAAGUUAGCAUAUGUAACGUACCAAGUGUUAUGACCAAGGUGUAUGGCUGCAAAA
Messenger RNA from Nerophis lumbriciformis (worm pipefish), 3197 nucleotides. RefSeq names its product membrane bound O-acyltransferase domain containing 7 (gene mboat7). Gene Ontology annotation, molecular function: lysophospholipid acyltransferase activity. The record is from RefSeq and is a predicted model, not a curated record. NCBI's taxonomy places the organism in Eukaryota, Metazoa, Chordata, Actinopteri, Syngnathiformes, Syngnathidae. Gene Ontology annotation, cellular component: mitochondria-associated endoplasmic reticulum membrane contact site; membrane. Gene Ontology annotation, biological process: lipid modification; phosphatidylinositol biosynthetic process.